This is a messenger RNA of Teleopsis dalmanni, 1194 nucleotides long. Its product is annotated as venom protease. Gene Ontology annotation, molecular function: serine-type endopeptidase activity. Gene Ontology annotation, biological process: proteolysis. The record is from RefSeq and is a predicted model, not a curated record. Bases 33 to 1079 code for a protein of 348 amino acids. NCBI's taxonomy places the organism in Eukaryota, Metazoa, Arthropoda, Insecta, Diptera, Diopsidae. The transcript has 4 exons.
UUUGUGUUUGCGCUCAAAGUACGUGUGUCAUAAUGAAGAUUCAUUUCUCAGUUAUUAGUGCAGUAUAUGUUUUAUAUAUUAUAGAGUCUACAAGUGCUUCUACAGUUUCCAGAGAAAAGUGUGAAAGUGAAAAUAAGGAAUGCAAGCCUCUCAGCAGCUGUCGCCAGUUUAUUGCAAAUUUAAGUGAACUUAUUAACAUAUUACCAUAUUGCGAUGCUGAUAAUUAUAUUGUUUGUUGUCCUAAAGAAACGAAAGAAACUGAGAGCAAAUUCACAUCUUCUGGACAUAUGGAAGUAUUCGAGAAAGAAUGUUCCAUUUUUAAUGAUGAAAAUCAAAAAUAUUGUACCUUGCAUCCAUUUAUUAUUGAUGGAACAAAAGCAACAGGAAAAGAAUUUCCACACAUGGCAUUAAUUGGUAACAAAUCUAAUAAUGGGAUAGAUUGGCAAUGUGGGGGUGCACUUAUCAGUCGAAAUUAUGUACUUACAGCAGCGCAUUGUUAUGAUGAACCUAAGUUAGAGCUUUAUGUAGUAAGACUGGGUGAACUUGACUACAAUGUUAGUACCGAUGAUGCUAGUCCACAAGAUUUUAAUGUCAUAAAUUUUAUUACACAUUACCUAUACAGUGAAGAAGGAAAUGACAUUGGGUUAAUUAAACUGGAUCGCUCAGUAGAUUUUAAUUCUUAUAUAAUGCCUGCCUGCCUCCCAUAUGACGAAAAAGAUCAAUAUUCAGAGUUAACGGCAGCCGGUUGGGGAGCUACUGAAUUUGCUGGCAAGAAAUCAUCGCAUUUACUAAAAGUUUAUUUAAAAACAUUGGACAGUUCGAACUGUGAUGACUCAGAUCAAGAUUUUAACAAUAGCACAGAGAUAUGUGUAGGAUCACGAAAUGGUAAAGGUGAUACAUGCCAAGGCGAUUCUGGUUCACCGAUAUUCAUCGAACAUCCAAAAUAUAAAUGCAUGUUCAUGUUAAUUGGUAUAACUUCACAUGGCAUUGGAUGUAAAGGUUCUGGAACUUACACAAAAAUACAUUUAUAUGUGAAAUGGAUUGAGUAUAUUGUAUGGAAUACAACAAGUCCCAUUUAAGCGCUCUUAAAUUAAUAAAUGUCAAUUUUUGUAUUAACAUAAAAGUAAUUCUCAUUUACAUUUAUUUGACUAGAUCGUUUUUAGUAAGAAUGUUACUACAGCAAUUUAAAUUGAC